AUGGUAGAUAAAAGAAGUAAGAAUAGAGGGCAUUCGUAUAACAAUCGACUCACCACACAAUCCGAUCAACAAGGAGUGGUGGAUAAACAAGUAGAAAUAUCAAACAUGCAGCGGAGGCUGUCAAAGCAUACCUCUAAACCAUAUUGUCCAACAAACAAUACCUCUGAAGUCUCAACAUAA
Molecule: messenger RNA, 180 nt
Organism: Acaulospora morrowiae
Lineage: Eukaryota; Fungi; Glomeromycota; Glomeromycetes; Diversisporales; Acaulosporaceae
Source: the annotation of a GenBank genome assembly